Messenger RNA from Protomyces lactucae-debilis, 324 nucleotides. Its product is annotated as 6-O-methylguanine DNA methyltransferase. Gene Ontology annotation, molecular function: catalytic activity. Gene Ontology annotation, biological process: DNA repair. The transcript has a single exon. The record is from RefSeq and is a predicted model, not a curated record. NCBI's taxonomy places the organism in Eukaryota, Fungi, Ascomycota, Taphrinomycetes, Taphrinales, Protomycetaceae. The annotation marks the transcript as partial.
UUUCGCGAGCUCGUCUAUAACAAAGUGAAGGAAAUACCACGCGGUCGUUGCACAUCGUACGGCACAGUCGCUGCACUUGUAGGCUACCCACGGCAUUCACGCCUUGUUGGGUCGUGCCUCAAAACUUGUACAGAUGAGACAGUACCCUGGCAGCGUGUCGUCUCUAGUAUCGGCAUCAUCAGUCCUCGCGAAGCUGGGCCCUUAGCCACCCAGCGUCAAGCUGAGUUGUUGCGUUCUGAGGGCGUGCAUGUCGAUGCGAUUGAUCAAGGUGAAGGCUUUGGCGGAGAUGGCGGCAAGGUGGAUAUGGUCUCAUAUGGGUGGUAC